Messenger RNA from Talaromyces marneffei, 3219 nucleotides. RefSeq lists its product as uncharacterized. Bases 1 to 3219 code for a protein of 1072 amino acids. The record is from RefSeq and is a predicted model, not a curated record. Lineage: Eukaryota; Fungi; Ascomycota; Eurotiomycetes; Eurotiales; Trichocomaceae. The transcript has a single exon.
AUGCUCAACGACCCUCCCGCACCGAGCCCAGCCAUCCCAAUAUACAGGCCUUCCGAGAAGGCCUUCAACACAACGCCACAACAUAUUAUAAUGUCAACAGCAGCCAUCACAGACUAUAAAAAAGUUCAUCGGAUACCAAAAAUACGCAAACCCCGACCUCGAUCGGCUGGAGCAUCCAGUCGCCCAAUGCGAAACGAGAAUAUCGCAGAACUAGUGCGCUUCUUUCAAGCACAGGAAGAUACGGAGGAAGUCAACCUACCCAAGAAACCUACUAACGGAAAUAUGGACCUGAUCAAGGCGGGUCAGCGCCGCCUUCGAUAUCUGGGUCAGACCAAAGCUGAGAGGACAUCAGUGAAGGGCUCUGAUGCAUCAAGUAGCUCAUCCGAGAAACGCACAACCCAACGGCAACACUGGGUAGCUUUACAGCGUGAAGGGUUGCUCCCAGGUCUUGGAGACUCCUCCGAUAAAUCUCGUCCAUCACGGACAAAGCAAGAUGUAGAAGCCAUUGGACGUCCAUGGCUUGACGACGCGCUAGCAUCAAGAACCAGUAAUGACAACAGAUCGACAUCGCAAACUACAUUACCUCUUCACGGCUUGCACAGUGAAUCCUUGAGUCUAGGAGACUUGGCAGCUCUCGUCGAAUUUUCCGUCUCGUUUCCAGAAUUGUAUCCUCACGAGUCCAGUCCGCCACCGUAUCAAGCCCGGGCCCAACCCGACUCUCAGCCUCAGUCAGAAUCGCAACAACGACAACAACAACAACAACAACAACAGCCUUCUAGUCUCACCUUGGUGUCAGCAACGGAUCGACCGUACAUCCAACCAACCCACAAUGUAAAUGAAGAUGAUCCGCCGGCGACACACCCAAAUGGAGGCCAGAGCCGUGAUUUGCGGGUUGGCGGAGCUAAUCCAGCACUAAACAAAACUAUCCAGGGGCACCGUGUCGCCGGAGCCCUUGGCUCUGGCAGAAAGGCCCAGAGCAAGCCCAACACGGACAAGGGCGACGAUGACAGCUGCUGUGGAUCUAACUGUGACUGUGAUGACGCGAAAAGUCUUGCAGUGCUUCUCCGGGCGACGGAGCGAUUAGGGGUUGAGAAAAAGAAAAACAGUGCCCAGAAUUUGGCGGAGCAGCCUGCCACCACUUCUACCUCUGCUCCUCCUUUGGUUGCCGCUACUUCCGCUCGAACCUCGACUACGACUGCAACUACAACCACCACAAAAACAUUUAGUGCAGCCACUGAGAGAAACAAUGAACAGCCUCACUCUCUCAACCAAGGGGUCACCGACACUCCUUGGUUCGAAAAGAAGCUGCGAGUGGACGAAAAAAACGACGGAGUUCAAGCCGCCCAGGAACUAAGCACUAAUUUCAUCAAAGCUUCCACUUCCAGGGGAACACACCAACCAGCACCCCUGUCGCCAGCUGAACCGGGCCUGUCAGUGUCAAAGCCUCGCAAUGGAGCCAACGCCGGCCCCAUACCGCUAAAACUAGUCGCUGAGUGUAUGUCUCCCACCAAUUCUACUACGAGUAAGCCUGUUGUUUCCCCACAGCAGCCGCCGUUGAGCCCACAAGAUCCCCAUCCUCGGGCUGGAUUUCAAGGCCGUUUGAGUUUGACAGACGACUCGGCCCCAGUGCUGGUGCACCCUCGCUCUGUUUCUUCUAUUGGCCCAAGCUUGGCGAUUUUUCCUCGUCCUCGAGCUCUUCUUUCCCCAAUUCCCAUUCAAUCUCGUCGCGCUCGCAGUGCGACUCCGGAUGUCGCAGCAUCUGAUAGUAGCAGCAACAAAAAGGGAAAGAAGAAAGUUAAGAGAGCUCCGUUGUAUGUAAUUACAGACGCUGCUCCUCUGCCUCCACCGGCGAAGCCUUUACCUUUAAUCCCACAAAGUGCAGGCGCUAAUAUCAGCAACAACCCUGCUCCGAGGGACAGGAAUAUUUCGACACCUGUACACCCGGUUUCUGCACCCUUGGAGUAUAGAGAGGAAGACAGAGACAGUCCAAUUCUAGGGAUGAAUCCUCAAAAGUUGCGAUUGCGGCGGUCCUGGAUUGGGCCUCGGCCAUCAUCUCAAUACUCAAGCAGGAGCAAUGAUGCCUCCGAUGGCACUAGUAUCAUGAGCGAUGACCAAACGCCGAGCACUGCGUCUCCUGCUCUUUCCAGACCAGAAUCUCGACGAGGACGGGCUGAUCAAGUUCAUGCUCUUCGAAUGCGGGAUUUGGAUGCCAGCAAAAAGAGAGAAGCGUCUGUAACUGACACAGAACUUCAUGAUGCGACACAGAUGAGACAUGCCAGCAUUGUCAGCACACAGUCUGGCUCCCCAAGUCAGAGUGAUGCAUGGAAAUCAACUCAAAGGCAUCGUGUCAGUGCAGUACCUGAAAUCCCACUUCCCAGGGAUCCACCCGUCAAUGCCCAAGGCACGACUAACCACCGGCGACGAAACUCUACAGCUUCUCUGCCAGGGUCUGUCGCAACUACAAAUGGCUAUGAAGAAGGUUUAUCUCGCAGUGCCAGUGUGACUAGUAGCUCCAUUGAAAGUCUCUCUAUCCGACAUGGCAAGGCAGCCUACCCGACAAGAGAUACCACUAGAAACUCGAUCCAGGGACGAAUCCAACCUGAUUCGCCAUUGCUGCCGUCUUCUGAUGAAGAGAGGCAUAAACCUCGUUCACGUCCUCACAAGGACAACCUUAGGACGGAGGCCGGCGCCAGUGAACGGAUAGCCACUGGAAAACAGAAAGCAGUUUAUGACCAAUCAUUGUCUUCAUUGUCAGAAACCGCACAUGAUGCAACAAUACUCGCCGGCGACUCUCAGAUAAACUACCUCCACCUUGUCCGAAGUUUGGAGUCUCGCGUGGCCACAUUGGAGCGACAGAACAAGAUGCUUCAAGCUGCUUUGCUCGCCGCUCUUGACGUGGGUGUCUCUCAUGAUGCCGACAGUGUUCACAGUCGCUCUGCAAGUCCAUCUUUGAACCCCAUUAGGAUACCAACAAUCACUGAAAGAUCGAUGCUUUCACCCCAUGGUUUGGGCGUUGAUACCGCUCGCCAUGUGCAAGGAAACUCGUCGCAGAGGCGUCGCAAAAGCCGUAAUGCGUCUUACACACAUGAUGACGCGUCACAAGAGAGCCGCGGAAGUUUUGAAACUACCAGCUCCAAUAGCGAUAGCAGUUUGAGGGAGGUUGAGGUUAUGUUGAGUGAUGUCGAUGUGGGAGACUCGACCCGAAAGAUCCGUCAAUAG